AUGCCUUCGAGAAUCUACCAAUCGCCUUUUCCUGAUCUACAGAUUGAAUCUGUAGAUCUGCUCUCGUAUUUGUUUUCGAAUCCCCUGAACACUCCGUUGGACAAGCCCCUAUACAUUGACGCUCUCUCUGGAAAGCAAUACACGUAUGGCGAUGUCAUCAAACGGAUAAAAUCCCUAGCAAAUGGACUGAAGCAGACAUUUGGCCUCCAACCCGAAGAUGUCGUGGCUUUAUUCAGCCCCAAUUCCAUCGAGUAUCCAAUCGCAUGCCAUUCGAUUGUCGGUGCAGGUGCUGUUGUGGCACCCACCAGUGCAGCCUUGACAGCCUUGGAACUCAACGCUCAGCUCAAGACCAGCAAGGCCCGAUUCAUUAUUGUUCAUUCUUCUUUGUUUGAUACGGCGCAGAGAGCCGCAAAGGGUACUUCGAUUGAGAAGAUCAUUCUCCUGGAUGGCUCGUCCCCGGUUAAUGGCCAGCCUACAUGCGAGUAUAUCGCUAGUACAUUUACCCCUGCUCCUUUGAAGGCAAUCUCGUCUUCCGAGGCCUCGGAGAAGAUCGUCUUUAUCUGCUUUUCCUCUGGUACAUCUGGCCCCUCUAAGGGUGUUGUUACAACUCACCAGAACCUCACAUCCAAUCUACAACAAUGGCGUGCCCACAUGCUCGACACGGGCUCUCCCUCGCAACGGGUCAAGCGUAACACUGCCAUCGCUUUCCUGCCAUUCAGUCACAUCUAUGGUCUAAACUUAUAUAUGUGUCAAUGCUUGACCUGGGGAACUUCGGUGAUAGUAAUUCCCAAGUUCGACUUGGACACAUACCUUGGCUGUGUUCAGAAGUACCGACCCGACGAACUUGCCUUGGUACCGCCGAUUGCACUCAUGAUCGUCAAGGACGAGCGCGUUGCCAAGUAUGACCUGAGCAGCGUGAAACGGAUCAUGUCUGCUGCUGCCCCUCUCACAAAUGAGCUAUCAUCUGCUCUCGAGGCGAAAUUCAAGUCAGGUUGGGGAACUGAGGUCUUUUGCACCCAGUCUUGGGGUCUAACUGAGACCUCACCCAUGGCUACUGCUAUUCCAAAUGACCGCAUGGAUAAGCGUCAAACUGGCGUGGGUUGUAUCACCAACAACAUGGAGUUCCGCUUCGUGGACCCGGAUACCCUGGAAGAUGCUGCCGUGAACCCAGAUGGAACUACGCAGCCUGCGGAGAUCUGGUGUCGCGGGCCUAAUGUGACUCGCGGGUAUUAUAACAACGACGAGGCUACCAAGGGUGCCUUCCAUAUCGACUCGGAUGGAAAGAAGUGGUUCCGCACCGGAGAUAUCGCCACAAUUGACAGAGAGGGCUAUGUCACCAUUCAAGACCGCAUCAAGGAGAUGAUCAAGUAUAAGGGUCUGCAGGUCAUUCCGAGCGAGCUUGAAGGCAAGUUGAUCGACCACCCUGACAUUGAGGACGCCGGCGUUGUCGGCGUAUGGGUAGACGAGAGAGCCACUGAACUCCCUCUGGCAUUUAUUGUUCUCAGUCGUCAGGCCAAGGAUAGGGAUCUCAAGACGGUCAUCGAUGGGGUCCACUCGUGGUUAAAUCCGAAGAUUGCGAACCACAAGCGCCUUCGCGGCGGUAUCCAUGUGCUGGAUCAGAUACCGAAGAGUCCCAGUGGUAAGAUCCUGCGAAGACAGCUUAAGGAACUUCUGAAGAGUAGGAAACCGAAGGCGCAGUUGUAA
Penicillium cataractarum is the source of this 1704-nucleotide messenger RNA. RefSeq names its product acyl--CoA ligase. The record is from RefSeq and is a predicted model, not a curated record. Gene Ontology annotation, molecular function: CoA-ligase activity. The transcript has a single exon. Gene Ontology annotation, biological process: secondary metabolic process. Lineage: Eukaryota; Fungi; Ascomycota; Eurotiomycetes; Eurotiales; Aspergillaceae. Bases 1 to 1704 code for a protein of 567 amino acids.